UCACCAGAUGUUUCCUCAACCAAGCUUACUCCCCUCCCCUGUGGUGAAAGGCACAAGAAGGACAUAGAGCGGGACUAUCAUUCACUUUUGGUACAGCCAACCACAGAGUGAUUCCUGGAGUCCAACUGAUGAAGUCUUUUCUCUGCGUGCCCUCUGCUGUGGAGCUGAACAGGACUUACAACAACUGAGAUUUAGUUUGGCUGCAGUAAAAGAAAACUCAGUUAUUCAUCUGCAGACACAAGCAAGUGUAUAUACACAGACUUUCAUUUUGGAUCUGUGCACCUCCUCUUAUAGUUUUUGUAAGAGUUGUGUGAGCUCAGUUUUGUCAUUUUGCCAGCUGGAAAGUCUGUACUUUGUGAGCCGACAAUGUCGUGGGACUGUGGCCUCAGGUACAUGUUCUCUGUGUCCCCUGCGCUGCAGCAGGGGAACAAGUGCAUCAUGCAUGACAAGGAAGACCUGUCCAGACUGGAGAUGGUCCAGAGAUUGGCAAAGGAUGGCUGCCGCUUCCUGCAGAACCACAGCAAGGGCCCAGACAGGACAAGUGAGCCCCAGAGUGACGAGGCAGUCCGCUUGUGUUUGAGAGAGAGGGGCCACAAUGUGCUCGUUCUCCAGAGAGUGUCGUCAGAGCAGCCAGCCCUUACUGCAUCGGCGAGGGGAGGAGGGAAAGUGGAGGCAAGGAACAGGAGGUACAUGGUGGUGUCAGGGACCCCAGAGAAGAUCCUGGAGCACUUGCUGAAUGACCUAACACUGGAUGAUGACCGAGGGACACCGCAGGGAAAAGAGUCAGAUACACUUCUGGAUGACUUUCUACUGACCUACCCAGUGUUCAUGUCAACCAGUGAUUUAUGUCAAGCUCUGCUAGGACACUAUUGCACUAAGCGACACAGAGGCAAAGAGGAUCGGAAAGAAGCUCUGGAGAGGAAACAAAAAGUGCUGCACCUGGUGUUGCAGUGGAUGUGUCUCUGUAAAGACUUCCUGAGGGAAGAUGAGCACAUCAAACUUUUUAUGAAGACAUUGUAUCGUUAUGUGUUGGAUGAUCUUUAUGAGCACCCAGUCCUGGAGAAAGACAUAGAAGAGCUCCAGAAACUCUACCAGCUGCAUCAUAGACAUACUGUGGAUGAAUACUCACCUCACAGAAAGGGAAAAGCUUUUUUCCAUCCACUGAGCUUAAAAGAAAACGGGCUCCACUCCAGAAGCUCACAUAGGGAGACCAAGGAAGUGCUGUGUCAUGUAUACGUCACCAUGGACUCGUACCUAAGUAUAAGGGUCCAUUCUGAAAUAAUGGCCCAGGAGCUGUUGCAGGCAGCGGCAGAAAGGCUGAAUGUCCCUCAAGCUGAGCUGGUACUUGUGGCCAUCACUUAUCCAGGAGGCAGACUUCUCUUACAGCCUCGGGACAAAGUUUUCUCCAAUUCUCUACAGUCGGUGGGGAGGCUGCAUGUGUGCAGGAAGGACCUCUGUGAAGUGCUGAAUCCAUUCACAGACAACUCAGAGCUGCAACAGAGGACGGCUCGCAUGCUGAGUUUAAACACAUGGGAUGUUGCUGUUGCCCUCACUGACUUUGAGUGGACAAUCUUUGGCUCAGUACAUGAGCAAGAACUGGUCUACUUCACCUUCAAUCGCCAUGCUUGCAGUAAGUACACAAUGCCAUUAGAGCUGCUUUUGCAGCGCUGCAAUGAAGUACAGCUGUGGGUGAUGACUGAGGUUCUGCUGUGCCCAACACUCUGCAAAAGGAUCCAACUCAUCAAGAAGUUCAUCAAGAUUUCUGCCCACUGUAAAGCACAGAGGAACUUCAACUGUUUCUUUGCCAUCAUUAUGGGCCUGAAUGCUGCAGCCAUUAGCCGCCUUGGUCAGACAUGGGAGAAAAUUCCUGGAAAAUUUAAAAAGUUGUUUUCAGAGCUGGAGGCACUCACAGAUCCCUCUCUGAACCACAAGGCCUACAGGGACUCCUUUAAGAAGAUGAAGGCUCCAAAAAUCCCCUUUCUUCCUCUGCUUCUGAAAGACAUCACAUUCAUUCAUGAAGGCAACAAAACGUUUCAUGAUAACCUUGUCAAUUUUGAAAAGUUGCACAUGAUAGCAGACAUAGCACGGCUGAUCCGGCAGUGUCAGAAAGAUCAAAUGGGAAAUGGAAUCACCCAGAAGAGCAGCUCAGAGGUGCGAGCCUACAUUGACUAUCUUCACAUCAUUGACAAUCAACAGACUCUGUUUGAACUGUCACAGAGGCUGGAGCCCCGAGCUUAGAGAAGAGCUCCAUCUUCCACUCUUCUCAGCCACUCUGUGAAAUUGCCAAGGAACAACCUAUCACUGUCUCAUCUCGUAUUGCUCAGGGUUCAGUCAGCAAUUACAGGAACACUGCAUGUUCCUGGCUGAACACAGAAGGGAGCCCUUCAAUCAGCAGGCUGUCGCUGCAGAUAUAAAUAAGCAGAAGACCACAUCUGACAGUCACUGCAAAAAUAUUUGCAUAGAUGCACAACUGUUUGACUGAUCCUUAGCAGCUGAAAGCAGGCUCAGCCAUCACCAUCUAAAUGUGGAGCUGCAGUGCCAGCAGUUAAACUGCAACAAAAGCAGAAGCCUGAGCUGUAGAUAUUUAUCAACUACGUCCACAUCUGUGGGGCCAAAGCUGCUGCUUUCCCUUUCCUGUCCACUGGAUGGCAGAGGUUUCCUAGUGUAGAGCUGUUCUGAAGGUAACUCACUGCAAUGAACAGCUCCACUCUGUGGAAAAAAAGCAGACUGCAAAAAAAACUGCUUCCAGGUAAAUGACUUAAUACUGAAGGAAAACGUGUGAAAAUCUCUUCUUAUGUCAUCCUAGUAUCCUCUUUGAGAGUUUGCAUCAAAUCUUAAAGUUAUUUGGAUCACAUGAUGCAGAUUGGUUCAUAAUCAACCCUUUUUGGUGUGUUCUAACAUCUGGAAGGAGAGGUUGGUUUAUUAGAUUUAACCAAAGAAUAAUUUGGCCCACAAGUCCGUUACACAGUCAUAUGUCUCAGAUCUCAACAUAAUUCACAAAUUAUUUACUCUAAUAUAAAAUAAGUAAUUCCUGAAGUAAAAGAUGACAGAAAUGGCGACAAUGAUGGUUGAAUAUUUAACAUUUUUUUAUGUAUUAUUUUCUGUAUCUUUUAAAAUGCAAAUUUUUCCGCACUUUUUAUUGCACUACUUUUAUUAUUUGACUAGUACAGCAUCAAAAAUGAUAAUCGAUUACACAAAACUGAAUGUAUGCUGGUUUGUGAGUUAUAAUUAGUCAUACCAGUACUAAAUCCCAUAUGACUAAACACUAACUGCUCUACUUUGAAACAUAACCACAAGUAUCCCCAUCUAGUUGAACUGUGGACAAUCGUUAAAAGAAGUAGCUGAUCCAUAAUAUUACAGUAUUGCAUUAUUUCUCAUGUCGGUUAAAACUGAAGAUUGACUUGAAUUUACAAUAACUCAGUUGAUCUCUUAUUUUAAUGUACAAAUAAUUGUUGCUGAGGAAAACCAUGUUUUUGUAUGAAACUUCUGACCUAAAGUUUUCAUGCCUUAGGUUAAAAAUCUGUCAAUGAAGAGCAGCAGAAAAAUCAGUUAGUUGCAGCACCUUCUGUACAAUAUUAAUAAGAAUAAAAUUAACAGAAUAUUGUUAAUGUGCUGUGUGUAGUAACACCAGUGUACAACGUUUUAUAGUGUGUUGUCAAAUGAGGAUUCUUCUCAGCUAGGUUAAAUCAGACCAGUUCAAAUAGACAUUGUGCAGUUUUUUUAAUGUUGAUUUCUUGAUGGUUUAGUUUGUAUAUUUUGAAUUUUGAAGGCCAUCCUGAAGACAACAUGCUUCAGCCGUAUCUCAUUCUGAAAACCAGUUUUAAUCAAUAGUGUACAGUUCAUUCUAUUUAUACUGUGUAAAUAUACGUUAAAAUUCUGGAUAUGGAUAUUAAUUUUGUCAGAAAGAUACCACUUAAUGAUAUUUUUGUUUAAUAGUGUUUGUACACUGUUUUGGCUGGUCUGCAUGAUAUGAAAAACCAUGGACUGACCACCAUUUUCAGCUGUGCAUGCAAUAAAAUAAUUUUCAUCA
Molecule: messenger RNA, 4030 nt
Organism: Melanotaenia boesemani (Boeseman's rainbowfish)
Lineage: Eukaryota; Metazoa; Chordata; Actinopteri; Atheriniformes; Melanotaeniidae
Product: rap guanine nucleotide exchange factor 5-like
Exons: 18
Coding region: 367-2238 (623 amino acids)
Biological process (GO): Ras protein signal transduction; positive regulation of GTPase activity
Cellular component (GO): plasma membrane
Molecular function (GO): guanyl-nucleotide exchange factor activity
Source: RefSeq, a predicted model, not a curated record